CUGAGUAUUGUGAUCGCAAGCGUAUGGCACGCUACUGGUUGUAAGAAACACUAUUUUUAGCAAAAGUGUUAAAAAACCUUUACAGCUGGUCAGCUGGUAUAGACCUAGAUAUACAGACAGGUUCAAAAAGAAGAAGAAGCUGAAGGAACCAAUAUCAGAAUUUUUCGAGCGCCAUGCAAAAGCUAAUUCGAUCACGUUCUAGCAACGCGAAGGACACUACCAAAGAUAAUCAUAAGCUUGCCAAGCAUGCCAAAGAUAUUCUUAGCCCCUCGCCCAUUAACAAGCCACAAGAACCUCCUCAACGUCUGUUAGACAUCGGGACCAUGCAAGAAAUGUAUGACGACUUCGUAGACUUGCACCAAAUCUCUGCACUGAUCUACUCGACCAAGUUCCGAACCAUGCGAAACAAAUGGUUCUGGGAGUCGGCUUGCAAUAAAGGCUACUUCAUCCACCGAAAAAGGUCAAGGGAGACCAUCCUACGGCCCGUGCUACGUCUCUACUACAGCGUGACCGACGUCACCAGUGAUGCCGUUUCCUCUCGUUAUGACCUGCAACAGCCGUUCCUCAGCGUACGGUCCCGUCGGACCACCGAGCCCUACUGCAAGCUUGCCCGGCAGAUCUGGCUGCAGUACAAGAUGCCAAAACGACCACCGGGUUGCUUCCGCCUUCUGGGGCUCUCAGGUGUCUGUUUCCCACCGCCUACCGUACGCUCCUACCAGGUUGACGGCCUACUGGCCCAUGCCCUGAGCACAUUCCAAGACCCUCAUGACCUUGUGAUGUUCCCUGUGCUCUCGAAUCUCAAGACAUACUUCCAAGACGUGACGGAUUUUCUAAGCAAGAUGACGGCCUUGAGAGAUAAGUCCAGGAGCCUCGACGAGAGGCUGAACUUGGCAGGGGCAAGGUCUAGAAGCACUGACAGCAAGCAAGAACUGGCAGUCAAAGCUAUGGACUUGACCAUAGUGGAUUGGCCCUGGCGGACUCCGAGACUCCCCAAACCGAUGCCACAACUGUACCAGGCCGCGGGGAACCAAGACAGCGGCAACGUGUACACCCGCGUCCUGGCACCAGAACGUCAAGAGCUCCACGCUUCUCGCAACAUUGCGGUCUGCCUGCUGUACCGGAUGUCCCUGGUGACGCGCAGCAUUCUGCAGUACCUUGUCUUCAUCAACGUCGAGGGCCAGGCGGCCCAGGACCUGGCUGACGAGGUGCUCGUCGCCACGGUUCGCCAACAGAUGACCGAGAGCGUGCAGGAGAUGUACCUGGACCCCAGCACGCGCCUAGUCGACGCGCUCUUCGAUGCCGUUAUGACGCGGACAGCUACGCUGGUCCAUCAGAGCGGCAGCUCGAAGCACCUGAGGGUCCGGACUCUCCAGCAGUGUCGGUUAGGCAGCGCCGUGGCAACCUGGCAGCUAGUUACUAUGCUCCUGUCUGGAGUCGGCGAGGCAUUCUCGGAGGCGGUCGUUGGGGAAUUGGGUCGCGAGGACAAGAGGCGCAGAUACUGCGUCGACUUUCUUGCGCUUGUCCCACGCCUCAAGGACGACUGCCUCUACCGGCUGUUCAACACCCUGCAGCUGUGGCACCGUAAGCUUAGUCUGCUCCAGGCCCAGCACACAGAUAGCCUGGAUCCGGUUGCAGACCGAGCCGUGGCUCUGCUCGCCAAGACGGCGGUGACCUGCACGCUGCACCUUUUCCAGACGCAGAGGGUGCAGCUUAGGCACGUCUACCUGCGCAGGCGGGAGCUGCAGGAGGACUUUGGCCAUUUCCUGGCAUGCCUCAAUGGCACAUUCUCCGUGAUUGCACCGCAGCCGGCGAUAACGGUGGACGCGAUCGCAGGCGGCCGCCUACGUCUAUUUAUGGUCGACAUGCUUGUGCACUACUACACUGAAGUGGUCGAGUCGUCUGGUGACAACCAGCAGACGGUGCUGGAGUGAGCUUGUUGGACAAGCUUCAUUGACCGGAGGCACAAUAUAACUAAUUCUAAUUCU
Messenger RNA from Ixodes scapularis (black-legged tick), 1985 nucleotides. RefSeq lists its product as uncharacterized. Lineage: Eukaryota; Metazoa; Arthropoda; Arachnida; Ixodida; Ixodidae. The record is from RefSeq and is a predicted model, not a curated record. Bases 174 to 1931 code for a protein of 585 amino acids. The transcript has a single exon.